Austrofundulus limnaeus is the source of this 980-nucleotide messenger RNA. RefSeq names its product xylosyltransferase 1. Gene Ontology annotation, biological process: heparan sulfate proteoglycan biosynthetic process; chondroitin sulfate proteoglycan biosynthetic process. Gene Ontology annotation, molecular function: protein xylosyltransferase activity. The record is from RefSeq and is a predicted model, not a curated record. Gene Ontology annotation, cellular component: membrane. Lineage: Eukaryota; Metazoa; Chordata; Actinopteri; Cyprinodontiformes; Rivulidae.
ACUUGUUGGAGGGACAGGUGGUCUCAUUCAGACCACACUGGUAAAGGUUCCGAUCCAAACGUUAUCAUAUUUAAUACGUUUGUUUUGUUCUUCCAGGAUGUGUACCAGUCCCAUGGACCCAAAGACAAAGCCCACCUGGACAGCAACAACAACGAGAACUCUGUCCCCAAAGACUUCGACAGCAACAGCAUCCUGGGAGCCCGGUCUCAGCACCAGAGAGGCCCGGUCCAGAAUGUCCAGAGAAAACUGGAUAAGACCCAGACAAUGUUGGGAAACCAGGUCCUCAGGCCGGCUCCAGUCACGCCACAAAGUCACAACCACACCCAUAAGAGCCGGUCCCAGAUACCGACCCCCCCAGGACCGGCCCAGGGCUCCAACCAAGACCCCCCGUUCUACCAGACCAGGAGACCAGCUUCCCCUGCGCUGCCACCCAGUCCAGAGUCCAAACCGGAGCAGCUUCAGUGUGAGCUCAGUGGGAAGGAGGCCAUCUCAGCCCUGUCCAGAUCCCAGAGCCGUGAGUGUCGGCAGCAGAUCGUAGAGGUCUACUGCAAACACAAGGACAAGGUUCUGAUGCCCGAGAAAGUCCCGCGCUUCUGUCCGAUAGAAGGUAAAGCUAACGUUCAGGCUCAGUGGGACACUGCUGAGACCUCGGGCCCUGCUCGACCUGUGCGCCUGGCCUUCGUCCUUGUGGUCCACGGCCGAGCCUCCCGGCAGCUGCAGCGCCUCUUUAAGGCGGUCUACCACACGUCACAUUACUACUACAUCCAUGUGGACCAGAGGUCCAACUACCUCCACAGAGAGGUUCUGUCUCUGGCAGCUCGGUUUCCCAACGUCAGAGUGACUCCCUGGAGGAUGGCCACCAUCUGGGGCGGAGCCAGCCUCCUGAGCAUGUACCUGCGCAGCAUGAAGGACCUCCUCCUCAUGAGCGACUGGUCCUGGGACUUCUUCAUCAACCUGAGUGCUGCAGACUAUCCCAUCAG